This is a messenger RNA of Paramecium tetraurelia, 536 nucleotides long. RefSeq lists its product as uncharacterized. The record is from RefSeq and is a predicted model, not a curated record. Gene Ontology annotation, biological process: translation. Gene Ontology annotation, cellular component: ribosome; cytosolic small ribosomal subunit; nucleolus. Lineage: Eukaryota; Ciliophora; Oligohymenophorea; Peniculida; Parameciidae. The transcript is spliced from 4 exons. Gene Ontology annotation, molecular function: structural constituent of ribosome; small ribosomal subunit rRNA binding.
AAAUCUUUAAAUUAUUAAUGGGACGUAUGUAAGCCAAGGGAAAGGGAAAGGGUAUCUCUGGAUCGGCCCUUCCAUACAAGAGAAAAGCUCCAAAAUGGUUGACUCUUUCAUCAAAGUCAAUUGUUGAUCAAAUCGUCAAUUUGGCCAAGAAGGGUUUGAAUGGAUCACAAAUUGGUGUUUACUUGAGAGAUCAACAAGGAAUUCCAUAAACCAGAUUCUUGACUGGACAAAAGAUCUUGAGAAUCUUAAAGAAGAGAGGUUGUGCACCAAAGAUUCCAGAGGACUUGUACGCUUUGAUCAAGAAGGCUGUGCAAAUUAGAAAGCAUUUGGAAAAGAAUAGAGGUGAUAUUACAAGCAAAUUCAGAUUGAUUUUGGUUGAGAGCAGAAUUCACAGAUUGAGUAGAUAUUACAGAAGAACAUAAAAAUUGCCAUCAAAUUGGAAAUAUGUUUCAAAGACAGCAUCAGCCUUAAUUGGUCAAUGAAAAAUAUUUUAUACAUAUAGUACAUUGUAUAAUAAUUAUAUAAAUGAUUAAUAA